GGGAGGAUGAAAAGUCUGUGAGCACACAGGUGCAUCUCGCAGACAGCUUAAAGACGGGACAAGGCAGACUUCGUCCCCAAGGAGCCAAACUCGGGUCAGUUUCCCUCAGAUCACAAAGAGAAGGAAGGACUGGCUGGCCUUCAUGGGACAUCAGUGAAUCGUUCAGGACAAGCUCUACAGAGACAGGUUGUCUGACCUUCCAGAGUCCUCUUUGCCACAAUGACUUGGGGCGCACUCUAUGCCCAGCUGGGCGGUGUCAACAAACACUCCACCAGUCUUGGAAAGAUUUGGCUCUCUGUCCUUUUCAUCUUUCGCAUCACCAUACUGGUUCUAGCCGCUGAGAGCGUCUGGGGGGAUGAGCAAUCAGACUUCACAUGCAACACGCAGCAGCCUGGCUGCAAAAAUGUCUGUUACGACCACUUCUUUCCUGUGUCGCACAUCCGCUUAUGGUGUCUGCAGCUCAUCUUUGUAUCUACACCAGCUCUGUUGGUGGCCAUGCAUGUCGCCUACAGGAAACGUGGGGAUAAGAGGACCAUGUUGGCUUCCAACGGUGCAGAGAAGACCAAAGAUACUGACCUGGAGACACUGAAAAAGAGGCGUCUGCCCAUCACAGGCCCGCUGUGGUGGACGUACACCUGCAGCUUGUUCUUCCGGCUCAUCUUUGAGGGUGGGUUCAUGUACGCACUGUACUUCGUCUAUGAUGGCUUCCAGAUGCCCCGGCUAGUGAAGUGCGAGCAAUGGCCUUGCCCCAACAAGGUGGACUGCUUCAUCUCCAGACCAACAGAGAAGACCGUCUUCACCAUCUUCAUGGUGUCCUCAUCAGCCAUCUGCAUGGUGCUGAACGUGGCUGAACUAUGCUACCUCAUUGUCAAGGCGCUCAUGAGGCUAUCGACCAGGUCAAACAGGCGGAAACACAAUUUCACCAGCACAGACAGCGGGAUGCGGGAUGAUGCCCUUCUGCAGAACAAGAAGAAUGAGCUGCUGUUGUCUUCCUCCACAGAUUCGACAAGCAACAAGGCCAUGUGUUAAAGUACAGCUAUCAGUGGUGGAUGAAAACCAGUGAAGAAUAACAACACGAACUGUAAAUCUAACCACGCGUAACAGUCAUAGUUUGUGUCUGAAGUUUGGCAAUUAGGCUCUAAAUGUGAGAUUUGUCUAGAUUUGUGUCAUGGGGAGGUGAAAUACCUUCUGAAGCAGAUUUUGAGACUGUGAACUCAAAGUUACCACAACAGAAAUUAUUGGCAAUUAGAAUUAGUUGGUAACUGGCCUGACCUACACUUUAAAUCAGUGUAUAAUAUUUACUCUGUGUUCCUACAUACAGUCUCAAAUUUACCACUAAAGUAAGAUGUUCUUCCUGCAGGCAAAAUACAGUAAAAUAAAAAAUUAUUAGUGAAUCUAUAGUGUAGUAAAAUUGAAUAUUUUUAAAUCUGGAAAGAUUCCUGCCUGUGUGGCUUGUUUUCAGAAUAAAAAGUCACCAGCUUGUAGCAAAUGUUUUUCAAACACAAUCUUUGCAUCUGUUGGUCUUCCACAUUGUCACAGCAGGCGAUUGAAAGUGGUUUUAGUUUAAUGUUGCCACUUUGAAAUUGCUUGAAUGUGCUGAAUAUUGCACGUGUGACUGUUCUGAACCGGAGAGUGAAUUAAUCCAUGCUGACAUCUAGUGGUUCACAGAGGAAGAGGAAAGGAAAACAAAUGAAAGCAUGAAAAACAAAGAAGAAGAAAGGGCCAAGUGCCUUUGUCCUUUUAUGUUUUAGUGUGUAGUUUACAAGAGCUGACAGCUGAUUGUUUUACAGUGCUUGAUAUAAGCAGAUACAUUUUUAAUGAUCCUGUUUUGUUGAAUCAAGCAACUGUAGCAUGAAGUCAAGUUUUUAAAAUUGGUUAAUUGUCAUUAUUCAAAUAAUGCUUGAGUUGUUUUUAUUAUUGUUAUUAUUGUGUUUAUAAUUGCUGAGGAGUGUGUUGCACAGAAUGAAGGAAUGCUGUUGAAUUUAGAAAAACGUGGUGAAGUCUUACUUUUCACACCGCAGUGGUUUGAUAGAUUUGAUGCUUUUUGCUUUUCGAUUGAAUCAAAAUGUCUUUUGUCUUUUACUUGAAGUGAAUGUGAUUGAAAAGUGCUUCUUUACAUGAGUUUAACAACCUGAACACGGUGAGACGGUGUUUUGUGUUUUCAGGUGUGCAUCCCUGAUGAUGCUGUUACUGUCCAAGUUAAACAGACAGCUUCAAGAAAUGUUAUGGCCUUGAGCACGCAGGUCUGUCAUCACUGUUACCAAAUGUGGUCUUCAUAGAUGGACAGAUUCAUUCACAUGACUUUCCUUCACAGUUACCAUCUAACUUACGUUCAGACCAUCCAGGAGGUGUCCCGUUCGGUCCAGACCUGUCCUUGUGUUGUUGUGGCAGAGUGUGCUGACCCCAGCUGGCUGUAUCAGCUUUCAGCAUGUGCCUUAUUUUAGCCACCACGCUAAUCACUGUUCAACCCUCUUGAUGUGAGCAACUACGGCCGCUGUCAAAGUGAAAACGUCUUUGUCCUGCCUCCAUCCAGGAAUAGCUGAGUUGGAUUAGUCACAUCUGUGCCGUUCUAAAUCCUUUUAUGUGAACAGAGAUGUAGUGACUUGGUGAUAUUGACGUUACAUAACUGGUGCACCUGAUGUACUUCUGUGGAGUUACAGCAGGAAGUUUCAUGUUGGCAUUUUUUUUUUUCACUGUGUGAGAAAAGCUAUGACCAAAUGUCUGAAAAAUGUCAAGUCAUGCAUUGUCACAGACAAAGCCCUCUGCAAGCUUUAGAAACAAAUAUUUAUGAUUUUUAAAUAGAUUGUUUAGUAUUUCUGUUCUGUGUUGACCUUUGACCUCUUCCUUUCUGUGACAGCCAAAUGACAUUCUGAUGUUACACAGCGACAAAGUGUUAUUGACAUUAUUUUUGAGGCGUGAGCCUGAUCAUUCCAGUCCCAAGAUGUUUGUUUUCAACUCUUUUUUUUUUUCCAAUGGUUUACUAGUGUGAUUUUAACACCAAACAACAUACUAAUGAAGAGAUUAAAUGUUUGUGAUUGUGUUUUGUACCUAAGACUUUAUUAUUAUUAUUAUUAUUAUUAUUAUUAUUACAUUUGCACUUUGAUCUUUGAAGUCUUUUUGCUCUUCUUUUUCACAAAUCAAUAAAAAAAAAAAUUCUGGGUGAAAUUUUGGUCUGCUCAGAGAAAAUUA
This is a messenger RNA of Scatophagus argus, 3189 nucleotides long. RefSeq names its product gap junction protein beta 8 (gene gjb8). Lineage: Eukaryota; Metazoa; Chordata; Actinopteri; Scatophagidae. Gene Ontology annotation, cellular component: connexin complex. The record is from RefSeq and is a predicted model, not a curated record. Gene Ontology annotation, biological process: cell communication. The coding region runs from base 220 to 1029 and encodes 269 amino acids. The transcript is spliced from 2 exons.